AUGCAGAAGGCCGUGCAGGCCUGCACCGACUGCCUCCGUCCACCAGGGGGAGCCUCAGCCGGACAGGUAGUAACUCAUCCAUCCAUCCAUCCAUCCAUCCAUCCAUCCUUCCAUCCAUUAACUCAUCCAUCCAUCCCUCCAGUAAUUAAUCCAUCCAUCCAUCCAUCCAUCCAUCCAUCCAUCCAUCUGGUAUUUUAUCCAUCCAUCCAUCCAUCCAUCCAUCCAUCCUUUAACUCAUCCAUCCGUCCAUCCUUUAAUUCAUCCAUCCAUCCAUCCAUCCUUUAA
This is a messenger RNA of Menidia menidia (Atlantic silverside), 285 nucleotides long. The record is from the annotation of a GenBank genome assembly. Lineage: Eukaryota; Metazoa; Chordata; Actinopteri; Atheriniformes; Atherinopsidae.